CCUGCGACUAGUUUCGCGCUGGUCUGUGAAAUCGCCGGUGGCCAGCGAUAUGUUGAUUUUGAGGUUACUCUUGGGGGUGUUCUUAUCCUCAGUAUCCGCGAGUGAGGGGCCACAGGUGGCGAUCAGUGAUGGGAUGCUACAAGGGUUGUACAUGAGAACCAAGGGUGGAAGGAAGUUUUCUGGAUUCAUGGGCGUUCCUUACGCGGAACCGCCUGUUGAAGAUUUGAGAUUUCAGCCACCGGUUCCAGCAAAACCAUGGCAUAAAGUACGUGACGCAACUAAAGUGCAUGCUGUGUGCCCCCAAAGAGAUGUAUACAGGAGAUCAACAGUUAUCGAAGGAGAAGAAGACUGCCUUUAUUUAAAUGUUUAUACACCAAAGUUGGAGAAAUUCCAAGAUAGCGAAAAAUUGCCUGUUAUGAUAUUCUUCCACGGAGGAGGAUGGUUGUGUGGAAGUGGUAACGGAAUGUGGUAUGGUCCAGAAGUUUUGCUGGAUAAGGAUGUUGUUCUCGUCGUUACCAAUUACAGAUUGGGUGCGUUAGGAUUCCUAACGACAGGAGACGAAGUUGUACCUGGAAAUAAUGGCCUCAAGGAUCAGAACUUGGCGUUGCGUUGGAUUCAAAAUAAUAUUAAGUUCUUUGGAGGAGAUCCAGACAGUGUUACGAUAUUUGGAGAGUCAGCAGGUGGGGCAAGCGCUCAGUUUCAUAUGUUAUCUCCUCUCAGCAGAGGUCUUUUCAAAAGGGCAAUUAUGCAAAGUGGCACAGCUUUCUGUACUUGGGCGUUAUCAGGGAAAGACGAGGUCUUGACGAACUCAAAGAAGUUAGCGAAACUCUUCAACUGCCCAACAGACUGUAGUAAAAAGAUGGUAGAGUGCUUGAAGAAAGUAGAAGCUAAACAUUUUAUUGAACAAGAUGUAAAAUUCAUGCUUUGGGACUACGACCCCAUGAUUCCGUUCAAACCAGUAAUCGAGCCAAAACUGGAUGGUGCUUUCUUGACUGAACAUCCAAUAAAACUGAUAACAGCUAAUAAAUAUGAAAAUAUACCAAUUAUGGUCGGUAUUAAUACAGAAGAUGGAGGUCUCAAAGUUGCUGGAAUGAAUUCACAGUUGAUUAAAGAAUUUGAUGAAAGGUUUGAUGAACUUGCUCCAAUGAGUUUAGAAUACGACAAAUUCUUUGGCGAUGUAGAAACCGUAACACGGAAUUUGAGAAAGUAUUAUUUCGGCAAAGACAAGAUUGACGAAACGAAGAUAAAGGAGUUGAUCGAUUUGUAUACGGAUGGUUGGUUCAUGGAUGCUGCUGAUACUGCAGUUAGGCUUCACCAUAAACAUUCAACACAACCAGCAUAUUACUAUCUCUUUGGAUACAGGGGUAGUGCCAGUUUCACAAAGAUCUUCGGAGGAGGAGACACAGACUUUGGUGUCUGCCAUGCAGACGAAUUGCAGUACCUCUUUCCAGUUGGUGAUGGAUUAUUCCCUGAUGUCAAACCUUCGAAAACUGAUAAGAAGAUAACAAAUAUCAUGACGACUUUAUGGACGAACUUUGCUAGAACGGGGGAUCCUACACCAGAAGCAACUGCAGAUAUUUCGGAAAGAUGGAAACCAUACACAGCUAAAUCAGAGAACUACUACCACAUAGAUGGAAAUUCCACAAUCAACAAGUCGGGACUAUUGCUUGAUCGAGCGCUCCUGUGGAGAUCGUUUACUAGAAGCUAUGACAAAAAAUACAUCAAAGACGAACUAUGAUUGUAUUUGUGUAGAUUCAUUGUAAAGCAGUAUUAUUUUAUAUCCGUUAUGUGCAUAGAGUUUUAUUCUAUUUAUAAUAUGCAAUUGUUUCAUUUUUCAUUUCCUACCUUCAGUAACGCAAGCGUGAAAAAUCAAUAGCAGUUAGUAAAAUGAUCCGCAAGGCAUGGAAAAAUAAAGACAAAGUUUAAGGUGAUAACUAGAUACCGCAUUUGCAUAUUAGUAUAUAGUCGAAAUCACGAAAGAUGACGAUUACGUCAUCAUUUUAGUCUGUAGUAAAGUAGUUGUAACUGUAUUGCUAAUUUGCAUGUAUCCGACAAAGAUAGACGAUGUUUUCAUGUUGCAUGAUCGAUCAUAUUUGAAAGCUGAAAUAGUUAGGUUAUGUUAAAGCAGGUUAGGUUGUUUUCGAACAAUACUUUCGUCUUAGGUAUACCUGUCUUAAGGUAUUCUACUCAUAACUGUUUUUUUUUCAAAACAAAAGCUCCCCACUAAAAUUAUUAUUA
This is a messenger RNA of Acanthoscelides obtectus, 2238 nucleotides long. NCBI's taxonomy places the organism in Eukaryota, Metazoa, Arthropoda, Insecta, Coleoptera, Chrysomelidae. The record is from the annotation of a GenBank genome assembly.